This is a messenger RNA of Solanum verrucosum, 1082 nucleotides long. RefSeq lists its product as uncharacterized. The record is from RefSeq and is a predicted model, not a curated record. Lineage: Eukaryota; Viridiplantae; Streptophyta; Magnoliopsida; Solanales; Solanaceae. The transcript has 4 exons. Gene Ontology annotation, molecular function: oxidoreductase activity, acting on the CH-OH group of donors, NAD or NADP as acceptor. The coding region runs from base 135 to 1076 and encodes 313 amino acids. Gene Ontology annotation, cellular component: membrane.
GCUAUUACUAUUCACCAUAUGAAUACGAGGGUUUGCUCUAAAACUCUGAAACCAAAACAAAAUCUGGAAAUGAGUAGUGGGUGAACCAAAUUGCAGAAUAGCUUGAGCUUUGAACCCUAAUAAUCGAAGAAAUAAUGGGUAAAAAGGAGAGGGCGCAAGAGAGAAGAGAGCAGAGACGCCAAGAGAUCUCUCUUCUCCGUACUAUUCCUUAUUCUGAUCAACAAAGAUGGUGGUCAAAUGAAACUAUGGCUGUCGUGACUGGUUCAAACAGAGGAAUUGGUUUUGAAAUUGCUCACCAACUGGCAUCACAUGGCUUAACAGUAGUUCUUACAUCACGAGAGACUCGUGUUGGUGAAGAAGCAACAAAAAUCAUGCAAGAAAAAGGUUUGAAUGUGGUAUUUCAUCAAUUGGAUAUUGUGGACCCUGCAUCAAUUGAAACAUUUUCUGACUGGAUAAAGGAAAACUAUGAUGGUUUAGAUAUACUGAUCAAUAAUGCAGGAGUCAAUUUCAAUUUCGGCACAGAUAAUUCAGUGGAAUAUGCAGAAACUGUUAUCCGGACCAACUACUUCGGCACCAAAAGUAUGAUUAAAGCUAUGAUUCCAUUAAUGAAGCCUUCUCCUUUUGGCGCUCGUAUUGUUAAUGUGACCUCACGACUGGGAAGACUUAACGGCAGACGGAAUAGAAUUGCAAAUGUCAGCUUGAGACAACAACUGGAGGAUAACGAUUCCCUAUCAGAGGAACUGAUUGAUAGUACUGUGAACUCAUUUUUGGAACAAGUAAAAAAUGGAACAUGGGAAUCUGCGGGAUGGCCACAAGUAUUCACAGACUACUCAUUGUCAAAGCUUGCUGCUAAUGCUUACACCAGGCUAAUGGCGAGGAUACUUUCUGACCAGCCAGAGGGCCAUAAGAUAUAUAUGAAUUGCUAUUGCCCAGGUUGGGUGAAGACGGCCAUGACCGAUUGGGCUGGGCAUACAUCUCCCGAAGUUGCUGCUGAUACUGCAGUCUGGCUUGCUCUUAUCUCAGACCAGUUUGUGAGUGGUAAGUUUUUUGCUGAGAGGCGUGAAAUAAACUUCUAAAGUGGG